Molecule: messenger RNA, 1071 nt
Organism: Lachancea thermotolerans CBS 6340
Lineage: Eukaryota; Fungi; Ascomycota; Saccharomycetes; Saccharomycetales; Saccharomycetaceae
Gene: DUG3
Product: glutamine amidotransferase subunit DUG3
Exons: 2
Coding region: 1-1071 (356 amino acids)
Source: RefSeq, a predicted model, not a curated record
AUGUGCAGAUUUCUAAUCUUUAAAGGCAAAGAGCCCAUCCGGCUAUCACACUUGUUGACAAGGCCAGCACACUCGAUUAUCAAGCAAUCGUUUGACAGUCGCCUUCGGGUUGACAUGAGAAGGCCUAUCAACGGUGAUGGAUUUGGCGUGGCGUACUAUCCUCUUGACCAGGAGCUGAGCGAAGAUGGCCCUUGUCUAUUCAAAGCCAUCACACCUGCCUGGAAUAACCAAAACUUGGAAACGUUGGCUGAAAAAACUAAGUCUGACCUUGUGUUCGCACACGUUAGAGCUUCCACCUACGGCGUACUGUCUGAGACAAACUGUCAUCCUUUUACCUACCACAACAUUACAUUCAUGCACAACGGGGGCAUCGGGAACUUCACUAAGAUCAAGAGACGACUUUUGGCGCAUAUCGGCGACGAGUACUUCAACCUGAUCCAAGGCAGCACGGACUCUGAGUGUGCGUUCGCGCUUUUCCUUGAUACGCUGGAGAAAAUGGGAUCUAAUCCCUCGGAAAGCACCGGGCAUUUCGGACACACUACACUGCGGAAUUGUAUGCUACGCACUAUCGAGAUCAUCAAAGACUGGACUAAGGAGGCCAACGGUAACGACCCCGAUGCGGAGCCUUCAAUCUUGAAUUUUGCCGUCACCGACGGUACCGAUGUUGUGGUUUCCAGAUACAUCACCUCAAGGAAAUAUCAGGGUGCAUCAUUGCAUUUCAGCUGCGGCUCCAGCUUCGUGGAAUAUGCCCCCGGUGAAUACAGAAUGGAGCGGCUGGACAGAAACCAGGAUGUUGUCAUGGUCGCGUCCGAACCGCUCACCUUCGAGCGCGGCGACUGGAUCACCGUGCCCACCAACACCAUACUUACCAUCAAAAACCAGACGGUUCUCCUGCACCCCAUCAUCGAUGAAUACUUUCAAGAAAACCCCCUCUACGCCAGAAACUCAUCGCUAGCGGAGAGAAAGGGUCUCAUGGGCGCGGUUCCAGUGUCCAAGCCUACGGACAAGAAUGUGCCACCACUGGAGAGAGAGGGCCGUUCUAGGCCUCAAACCUCCAGAUUGGUCGCUUAA